This is a messenger RNA of Procambarus clarkii (red swamp crayfish), 9639 nucleotides long. NCBI's taxonomy places the organism in Eukaryota, Metazoa, Arthropoda, Malacostraca, Decapoda, Cambaridae. The record is from RefSeq and is a predicted model, not a curated record.
CACCGUCAACUCAUCCAUCCUGCACUCCCACAGAGCUUCAACUCGACCAGGCAGCGAGGGGAGGCGUCGGACGUGCCGCCAGGCGGGCCGGGCCGGGCCAAGUCCCCGGAGCGCAAGUCCAACCCCAAGUCCAAGUGGCGGGAGAAACAUCAGGAGUUCCUGCGGGCCAUCAGGGCGGCCAAGGGUAUCACAGAGGGCGAGGAUGGCGGCGGAGGCGCGCCCGUGUCCAACAUUCCCUCAGACUACCUCCAGUGUCCCCACUGUGAGCGGCACUUCGGCCCCAAGGCUGCAGACCGUCACAUUGACUGGUGCCGCGAGAAGAGCACCAGAGUGCCAAGGUCACCUGCCGACAACCAGGCCGUCGAGCGCCUCAAGUCUCGCACCAAGUACGUGCCCCCCAAGCCUGGCCAGAACGGAUGGAGGGCACCCAAAAAGAGUGAUGUUAUAUCGUCCAUCCCGCCGCCCAGCUCUGGUCCAACGCCCACGCCACAACCUCUGGGAGCGAGGGAGCUCAGCCCCCCUCUCGCCACCCGUCACGGCAGCCCUCCCAGGUCCUAUGGGCGUCACGGCAGCCCUCCCAGGUCCUAUGGCCGCCAUGGAAGCCCUCCCAGGUCAUAUGGCCGCCACGGCAGCCCUCCUCUGCCCUCAGGGCGCCACCCCAGCCCCCCACCCACCACCUCCUCCAGGAGAACAUCGGUGUCGUCCGGGGCCUCGUGCGGGGUGCCCCCUGGCCGGCCGGGCACCAUGUCGCUGGGGCGGGCCGCUGGCAAGCACCUCUCUUCGAUGCUCAAAUCAGUGACGGGGUGCAGCUCAGGAUAUGGGUCUUCCUCUGGAUAUGGUCACUCUUCUGGCUAUGGACAGUCGUCUGGAUAUGGACAGUCUUCCGGGUAUGGGCAGUCUGGGUAUGGACAGUCAUCUGGAUACGGACAGUCUGCAGGAUACGGGUUAUCUAGGAUGCAGGUGGGUCGGUCAUCCUUCACUUCAGGCAGCAACUCUCCGCUGGCCCACCAGAGACCCAUGAGGUCCUCCUUGCGGCGGACCUCGUCCAACACCCCCAUGGCUCGGCACCGUGACCUCGCCUCCGACAUGAUGGCCAGUGUAUGUAUUAGUGGAAGUCCCAAGCGAGGGGAACCAGAGGGCGACGAGGCCGGAGAGUCUCCUCUCGAUUACUCUCUUGCUCAACAAGAAAGUUAUUCCAAUAAAGUGGAAAAAGAAAAGAUAAAUGAAAGAAAAAAGAAAGUGCAUCAGACAGAUUUGAUAUAUCAAGACAAAUAUGAGAGAAUAAUGGAAGCCCCAGAAAAUUCAGUUAUUGUGGAUGAAGACCCAAGGUGCAGGAGGAGAGUGUGUGCAGAGGAUGACUUAAAGAAGACCCAAGAUAAGAUGAGGGAGUCUGGAGUGGGGAGAGCAGACUCUGAGGAGGAGAAAGGUAGCUAUGAUGAUGAUAAUCUCAGGGUUGACAAAUCUAGAAAGUGUUCAAAUAAUCGGCAGGAGGAGAGUGACAAUGAAAUCUUAAAUGAACUGGAAUUUAACUGUGAAAGUGAAGAAGAUAUAGAUAUACCAACGGAGGAGAACUUUCUCAAGUCAUCUACAUCUGUGAGUGGAGAUGAUGAGAAUGUGGAGACAAGUCUUGGUCGACCCAGAUCUGUACAUUUCGAAGACGAAAAGUGGGAGGGGGGGAAGUAUACAAUAAAGAAAGAAGAAUGUAGUGAAUAUAUUAAUUCGUGGGGAGAAGUUAAUAAUCUACAUGAAUCUCAUCCUUUUGCCAAGAUAGACAGAAGUUUUGAGGUGAAUGGAGAAUUGCCAUUUUCAGGUUCAAGUAGAUUACAAAAUAUCAAAAGCGCCAACAGAGAGAGCGUUAGAGAGCUUCUCCGUCGCAAGAGAGAGGAAGCUGGGGACUCUUGUGAUAAUGAUGGAAGGAGAAGACUAUCAAAUGAAAGAAAAAAUGAAGGAAAUAUUCAUAAUUUUCCACAAGAAAGAAAACAAUCAAGAUCAAGGGAAAGAAGUGAAAAAGGAGCAGGUAAUAAUAAUAGAGAGAGUGAUGGCAAGAGCAGGAGUUAUGUAAAGAUAAAGAAGAGUGUCGAGGCUGAGAACAAACAACAUGUGUCUCGCUCUAGGAGUCCUAAGAGAGAACACAGACAUCCUAAACCUAUGACUCUUAUACCAGUGAAUGGAAUUGACAGUGGUGAUGGGAUAAUCAUCUCAAGAAGAGACUAUGUCAUGUUUAAGUCACUAAUAGGAUCACAGAGUAUGGGAGGUGAGAGAGCUACUAGUGAACACAGGAAAGCUAUCGGCAAAAUGAAGAAACUUGCCCCCUCCAAGUCAGGACUCCAGAAAAGACUUGGGGACUCUCCUUAUGAUCCCUUCUCGGCAGCUGAGCUACAGAUGCAGGCACUGAUGGGAACCUCCACUUCAUCUACAAAGAAGGGUUCUAGUCUAGGGGCAGCAGCACUAGGGAUAGGAAUAUCUUUACCAGACUCAAUAAGAAUGGAUGGAACUGGUAGUGAAUCACCUGAUUUUGAGUUCAGCAUUGGGUUUGCUGAUAUAGACAAAAGUGGAUAUAAUUCAAGGGAGAAGUCCCCAGAAACAGAAUUUAGAGAUAACAGGAUAGGUGAAGGAUGUUCUGGUCAUGGCACUAGUUUGACUAAGUUAGAUCUUGAGUUAACAAAGCUUGGUUCUCCAUCACCCAAGAGAGCUUCUGAGGGCAGAUGGUCAUGGCAGUCAUCAAUAAAUAAACCACUGUCAAUUGGGUCUGCAUCUCCAAUUCUGAGAAAGGCAUCUUGGUCCACCAGGGAGACCACAUCACGAGAAGGAAACAGGUGGUCCUCGCCAGCAAGGGACUUAAUCCUUGCUCGGGAAAGUCUUUCUAAAGAUAAUCAUAGGUGUUCUACGCCAACUCGUGAUAGCCCUUCCAGGAACACUGCGUCCCCAGAUAACCAUUGUUCUUCGACCAGCAAUGAUGCUUACAACAUUUCUACCAGUGUGCAAGAUACUCACAGUGCCUUUGACACUCAUGGUUGGUCUCUCCUUCACGGUGAUCGAGCGUCUCAGAGCCUAUCUUCCCCAACUAGAAACAAAGAUGGUUGGUACUCUCCAACUCAUGGCAGUCAUAGUUCUUCCUCCCCUAACCAUGAUGCUCGUAGUUGGCACUCUCCUGCUCGUGAUUCUCGUAGCUGGUCCUCUCCUACUCGUGACAUACCUAGCCUAAUAUCCCCCACCAAUGACACACCUAGCCUAUUGUCACCCACCAGUGACGCACCUAUCCUACUGUCCCUUACCUGUGACACAUCUAGCCAAUUGUCCCCCACUCGUGACACACCUAGCCUAUUGUCACCCACCAGUGACAAACCUAGCCUAUUGUCACCCACCAGUGACAAACCUAGCCUAUCGUCCCCCAUCCAUGAAAACAACAGGUGGUCCUCCCUAGUGGGAGACACCCCUGCUGCUGCUGCUGCUGCUGCCACCCCUUCAUUCCCCACAACCAGGACCUCCACAAGCAGGUUGGAUGAUAUUUCUAAGAGAACUGGAGUCUCUGGUUGGGGUGCUGACCCAUCCCCAGGUGUUGGGUGCCAAGGGCCCAGUUACAGUCGGUACACAGGAGACAGCACCACCAGUACGCACCACAACACUUCCAAUAUUGGCUCCAACGGAUUCUCAGGAAAGGACUUGUUCUCAAGCAGAAAUACCAAUAACACUGGGUUUGAGACCUUCAGAGCCAACCAUUCUUCACAAGAUAAAGAUGAACAUUUUAGGAAAAAAGAUUUAGAUUGUGUGGAUGGCCCACAGCUGCGAGCCUCGAGCAGCUCCUCAUCAGACUCAUCUCUCCCGCCACUUUCAACCCCAUCCUCAUCUUCACCAUCUGCCACUCAUAAGGCAGACUCAGUCACUGCUUCAUCGUCUAUGCGCUUGCCAAGAUUCUGCCAUGAAUGUGGCCAUAAAUACCCUGUUCUGUUAGCUAAAUUUUGUUGCCAGUGUGGCUCCCGACGUGUGGGUGCCGAGAGCUGAGGCCAGCAGCAGAUACGUGGACCGUUGGAGAACCGAAGCCUCAGUAGUGUUUGACAAAGGAAACUACCAGCUCUUACUGAUAAAACUCCACAACACCAAGCUAUUAUUUAUUUAAUGUGGAAAGUAAUGAAAUACAGCCUACAAGAUAUAUAUAUACUACACGAAUGAGGAACAAAUAAAAUGUGAACAAACCUUUGAGAUAAAAUUACACUUAACAAAAAUUCUGCCCAUUUUCAGAAUUCAAUUUGUUGACACCAACUAGACUUUUGUUAUUUACACUUAUGCUGGUCAUUAAUUUUUCUCAGUUCUUCUAAAAAAUUUAAGUAAAAAGUACUUUUUCAUUUUAUAUUAGAGAAAUACAAAAUUGUGCAUUUAAUAAACAUACACAAUUUACUUGCUUUUAAAAAAUGUGUGUCCAAGUCAAACAUCCAAAGCAUGAAAGUGUCUCCUGCUUCCUUUUAUUGGGCAACUAUACGGUUUUUUUUUAUGCACUUCCACCUUCUGCUGGAUGGGGAGGUGAACAAUAAACUCACCUUCCCUGUUGGAGGAAAACCCUAACAGUAUACUGUAAUUAUCAGUUGGUGUUGCCAUAUUGGCUUCUGAAUAUAUCAGUGGUCAAAGCGAUCACCAAAGCUGCAGUCAUCUUGUCAGAGGUUCUGCUCGCUCUCAUGUACACACUUUCACACCUUGGAUAUGUCAUGAAAAUAUAUCUUUGUGUUUUUAAACUCUGUUCUAGUAUUAAAUGUUAAUUUUGCGUUAUAUAAUAAAACCUGCCUGCACUUAACCUUACAAUUGCAGUCUUAGGGAUUAUUUUCUUAGUAUUUUUUGCUUAUUCUGAUAUCAUUGCUAAAACAAUGUUCGGGAAUCUGUAUGCCACAAAGUCCAUGACAACCGAUUUGCAGCUGAUUUUAAAUUAUCAUUCUUUUAGAACAUACUGAUUUUCAGGAUGAUCAGAAAUGUUAGCUUUCCUACUGCUUCAGUAAAUCCUUGGUGAAUCUGCUACCUUUGACAAGGCUCAUUUUAUGUCUUUCUGCUCUCUUAUUGGCAUCCUGAAUGAUAUCUAAGAACUUUCAAAUAUUCUGUACCACAGUUCUGUAUAGCCUUCUGGGUUUAGCUAUUUGAUUUGACUGACUUACAUUGAAUUUUCAUUAACAUACUUCAUGCUUCUGAACACUGUUGAUUUAGAAAAUGUCAUUGUCAGAUUCUAAAUUAUAGGUAUUUUGCUUUACAGUCUGCUGCUUUAAUAAUAAUGUACAUUAUACCAUUAUAUACAUGACAUGCUUUCUUAAUUAAAACCAAAGAAUAUAGAAGCAGUUUUGGAAAACAAGUUGGACAGAUUUUAUCAAACCAAAAUUAGUUUGUAUAUUUAUGUCUCUUGAACCAGUGGAAGAUGAUGCGGAAAGAUCACUAAUGUAUGAAAAUACAUUCUUGAGAGAUUGUAUGACCAACACUAAGUAAUUGACUAUAUUCAGUAUCCAAUUUGUUAACACUAUUAGUCAUAUACAGUCACCAAUUUGGUAGCAUUAGUAGCCAUUAUACAGUACCCAUUCCAUUCACUUGGAUUUUAAGAAACUCGAACCAUGAACCCCACACGUGUGAGGCCGAAGCUCUAUCGACUGGGCUAAGAGUAGUCUUAAUAAAGAAAAUUUCCAGAAGCAGUAUCCUGCUGCCAAAGUGGAAUAUUUUACUUUCCCUGACUACUACUGAAGCCCAGAGGAAUUAGUGAUCCAUGCCAAUGUCAUAUAUGGGCCGAGAGCAUGGAUCACUAAUUCCUCUGAGCUUCAGUAGUAAUCAGGGAAAGUCAAAAGGUCCAGUUUGGCAGAAGGAUGCUGCUUCUGGAAACUUUCCUUAUUAAGACUACUCAAUAGCUCAGUCAAUAGAGCUUCAGCCUCACACACUCAUGGGGUCCACGGUUCGAGUCUCCUAGAACCCAGAUGAGUUGAAUAUUUAUUUCCACAGAAGUGUAGAUGAGAAUUUAUACAAUACCCAAUUUGGUAAUAUUAUUAGCCAUAUACAGUACCCAAUUUGGGAACACUAUUAACCAUGUACAUUCACAAUUUGGUCACCUUUUCUGUAUUCAGUACUCAGUUUGGUCACAACAUCAACUGGUAGCCAAUUUUUUUUUCAGACUUGAGAAUAGACAAACAGAGUGCCACCAAAUAAAACCUCAACUCUUGUUGUCUAGGCUUCUUAAUUAUGAAAAUAAAUUAUAAGCUGAUUAGAGACGAUUUUUACUAUAGUGAACCUUGAACCCUGACUCAUCAUCAUGGUGUUCCUGGGUCACUGACUCAUCAUCAUGGUGUUCCUGGGUCACUGACUCAUCAUCAUGGUGUUCCUGGGUCACUGACUCAUCAUCAUGGUGUUCCUGGGUCACUGACUCAUCAUCAUGGUGUUCCUGGGUCACUGACUCAUCAUCAUGGUGUUCCUGGGUCACUGACUCAUCAUCAUGGUGUUCCUGGGUCACUGACUCAUCAUCAUGGUGUUCCUGGGUAACUGACUCAUCAUCAUAGUGUUCAAACCAAGAAUAAAUAUCAAUACCAGAGGUUGAUCUUACAUUUAAAAUCUUAUCCUACAAUGGUAACAAAAACUUUAGAAUACUGUAGACUAGUAUGUAUAGUUCAUCAUCCGAUUGCAUUCUCAGUGACAACUAAAUGUAAACUUUGUGUGACAUAUUCCCUUAAGCAAGGUGAUCUUGCCAUAUUAUCUGGGGAUUAAGCUUUAAGAGGGAAAAUUGAUCUAAGUCAAGCGUUAGAUAAUCUUACUGAUCUGGUGCUAUAUUCUUCAUCUUUAGUUUGUAAUGAUAGUUUAGUUUAGACCAUAGUUAAGACUGCAGUUAAGAUUAUAGUUAUAGUUAAGACUAUAGUUACAGUUAAGACCAUAAUUACAGUUAAGAUUGUAGUUACAGUUAAAACAAUAAUUACAGUUAAGACCCUAGUUUCAUUUAAGACUGUAGUUUCAGUUAAGAUUGUAGGUGUUUAAAUUAUGAUGUGUUUGUGGAUUUCAAAUGUUUAUUAAGAUGAAGUUGGUAAAAAUAAUAAAUAGUUUAUCACCUCUUUAUAUUUGGAUUCUAAUAUGCUAUGCAUCAUUCUAAAUGUAAAACUUUAAUAGAACAAGAAAAAUUACUUUUAUAUCUGUUAAGUUAAAAGUUUUGUGUAUGUGUGUAUGAAGCUGUUGUUAUCUACAAAAAUUAUCCAACAUUGUAAAUCCAUCAAGUACAGUAUAUAGUAAUCUGCCAAGAUGAUAAUAUUAGUACACAGAAUGAAUAUACAGUAUAUGUUUUAGGGUACAUCACACAUAAGACCGGGCUACAACACAGGAAAAUUGUUUAAUUUACUAGUUUUUCCUUCAAAAGUUUGAUUGGAUAAAGUACAGUAUUAACAAAGGGGUUUCAGGUUUUCAAGUAACAUUCCUAACCAAGAUCAAGGUCUUUUUUGAUGUUUUUGUUAUAUAGAAAGAGUGGUGAUCACUGCCAUAGUAUUUUGGUCAACACAUAUGUGUGGUAAGCGGUCUUGUCCUUGACCACCAGUGUUCUGGUCAACACACAUGAAUGACAAGUAGUCUUGCCGUUGACCUACAAAUAAGCUUUGCAUUGUCUGAUAGUAAAUUCAUGAUAGUUAAGGAGGAUAGGGGUUAUGUAGCAUAUACAUUGCUCAUAGUUUUCAAUAUGAAAUUCAAAAUUGUAAAAGAUACAAUAAAUUUAAAUAAACAUUUAAUUUACAAAACUACUGUAUUCAUAAACUGGUAUUUUAAAUUUUAAGUUCAUUCAUUAUGAUUAAAUGAUUAUUGUACAAAGAAAUGCAUUUGAAGAGAAGCACUGGAGGUAGAGCUCUUAUACUACAGUCAAAGCGCAGGGGGAUGAUGUGUGAAACUCCAACUGGGCUUCAGUGGAAGUCUCAGGACCUCUAGACGAUUCAGUUGAAUCCCAGGUUGCAUUGUGUUUAGCAAGUCAUCACCAAGUUGUUUAGGAUGUAUGCUUGAGAGUACCCAGUGUGCAGGUUAAAAUCCUCAUCAUGGCUUGUACCGAUUUUUUAAAUUAUCAUCAUCUUACAUGCAGACAAUGAGUCACAAUAAUAUUUCUGAAGAUAUGAGGGCCAAACUGCACAUCAGAAAGUGAAGAAACGACGAUGUUUUGAUCCGUCCUGGACCAUUAUCAAAUCGUGUAACAAUUUAAUUCUGAUGUGUGGUUUGGUCAUCAUUACCUUAUGCAGUACUGUAUUUCAAAAUUAUAUAUUUAAUAUGUAAAGACUUUAAUACAAUUAUAUAAAACUGCUUGGCUAACUCAAACUCCCUUAAUGUGGUUCAUUAAUUGAAUUAGAGAAAUACUAUUGAUAAAUAUGACAUACUAUACAAUAUUUAAUAUCUGAAUGCUUGAAUUUUAAUGCAUUUAUGUAGAAAGACGAUAUUGGUUUUCCAUGAAUUGGACACUUUUUUGGUAUAAAUAAAAAUCAAAUGGCCUUUUGGACCAACAAUGACAGUGAGGUGCCAAUCACCAACAAUAUUACAUUAUGAUAAAAACCAUGUGAAGAGCUUCUAGAAGUUCAAGUAACAUAUGGUGCGGCUCUCCACCACUAUGCAAUACACUACCAAUAAUGUGCUCAAGCAUGGUAUUAGCAUGAUAUUAUUGUGGACCCAACUUUGUACUAGUAUGCAGUGGAAGCCUAUAUUAUUGUAGAUCAGUCUCUACUAGUAUACUUGCAUACACACAUACAUAUAAAGGAAAACCAAUGUUACUAUAAUCUUGUGCUGGAGAGCAGUAAUGAAAUGACAGUGUUGUGUUGUUGUGAUGGUGAGUUGUGUGUGAUGUUUGCCCUUCAGGAAGCAGUUUGUAAUAUCAUACACCCUCAUAAACUGACUUAAACUUUGACAUAUACUCCUCAGUCUGUAUAAACCAAUAAUUUGCCUUUGUCCAAAAAUUCUUGCUUAAUACCACUGUAUCACAUAACCCAGACAAUUUUUAUAAACACAUGAAAGGCUGUGUAGUUGUACCUAUACAUUUAAUACAAUGCUUUCAAGCUGACUGGCAUUGUCAGUGAAGACCUGAUAAUUAAUAAAGACAAGAUCAAGUUGGCAUAGUUGGUGCAUAUCAUAUCUGCUGGGGCAUAGCCAGUGAAUGCCAGACCUUCUUGGCAUAGCUAAUGGAAAUUAUAUCAACGUAAGAGUCAGUGGUUGUCAGAUCUACUUAACUUAGGAGCGAUUCAAAUUCCACUCUCAAGCAAUUCAAAUUCUAAACUUGAUAUUACAUUCAUAAAUAUACUGUAAAUACGAAAUAUACAAUAUGCACAAUAAACAAAUAUUAUAUACAUACUAUUUUGUAUUUGUAUGUAGAGAUAUCAGAUUGGAUGCCAAAUAUUAACUAUAUAAUUAUUUCAAUUGCUUUAUAUCAGGUUUGUUUAAGAUUUCCAGAGCAGUUGGUCAUUUGUUACCAUUCAGAAUUGAAAAUGCAUAUGCAUAAAAACUAAUCAGCUUCAACUUGUUCAAAAUAAAGGCCAUUCCUUCUAGGAUUCUAAGGUGUGCAGAACUUUUAUUUAAGAAGUGUUCCGUCCAGCAUUGAAUACAAUGGCUUGUAGCUCUUCCAAUUGUAUUUCAGCUGUAUCAUGAUGCUGUAUCUUGCCUUUGCUAAUGAAUUUUUGUAUUUAA